Molecule: messenger RNA, 639 nt
Organism: Ophidiomyces ophidiicola
Lineage: Eukaryota; Fungi; Ascomycota; Eurotiomycetes; Onygenales; Onygenaceae
Exons: 2
Coding region: 1-639 (212 amino acids)
Source: RefSeq, a predicted model, not a curated record
AUGGUACGCGAGAAAUUGCAAGGCCGAGUACCUGUCCCCGAAGUCUUUGGUUGGGCGGAGGAUGGGGGUCAACGGUUUAUCUACAUGUCCUUGAUUGAGGGCGAGACUCUACAGGAGAGAUGGAGAGAUAUGAACGACCAUGAGAGAUGGACAAUCUGUAAGGAACUUAGGUAUAUGGUGGAGGCAUGGAGGUCUUUGAAGCAAGAUACACAUGAUUACUAUAUCGGUAGCCAGGGCAAGCAACCACUUAAUGACAUAUUCGUUGCACAUCGUCCAGAACUUACAGGGCCAUUUCAAGGUGUUAAAGCGGUUAAACAGUUUCAAGAUGCUUGUGGUAUUGAAAUUAGUACUGAUGUGCCAAUUAUAUUCACACAUUCUGACCUUGUUGCACCCAAUAUCCUCCUAUCCCUAGGACCAAAUCCAAAAGUGGCAGCAAUUAUUGACUGGGGCCAGGCUGGGUGGUAUCCUGCGUACUGGGAGUAUUGCAAGGCCAAACGGGUGAGACUGAACCCAGAACACUUCAGUGAUGCUCUCCAAGAAGAAUGGAGGACAAAAUAUCUACCACUUAUUAUGGAUCCCGUUCACGAUGAGACAUACUACCACCCCUGGCUUUAUUUUGUUUUGUCUAAGGGCAUCUGA